Molecule: messenger RNA, 1475 nt
Organism: Somion occarium
Lineage: Eukaryota; Fungi; Basidiomycota; Agaricomycetes; Polyporales; Cerrenaceae
Source: the annotation of a GenBank genome assembly
GGUCACUUUGGUCUUAGUUCUGUCUGCGUACAAAACAUUCUUGACGCAAAGUUUGCAUUGCUGAGGGGGCCAGGGUGGACUGGCAGUUUGGACGUUUAAUUAACGGGCGUUGAGUGCGAGGAUGAAUUUGAUCGACGGGCGCAUCAGACCAGAUCAGACGUGUCCUGCUAGGUCCUGCUUACCCGCCGGGCACCGGGCCGGACCCUGAGCAUGCAAAAACCUAGGUUCGAGUCCGGGUAAGAACACCGCAAACACGGAACAGCAUUUCAAACUUAGUAUGCCAUCUCUCGAAGAUUGGGCAAAGGGCACCUUCGCUGCAACUGCAGGUCUCUCGACUCUCGCCGUUGGCCUAUUAUAUUACGGCCAAAGUUAUCUCAUAUACCCAUCUGCCUUCCCACCAGGUUCCCGGACAGAGGUUCCCACUCCAGACCAGUAUGGUUUGCCGUACCACCAUGUCGAAUUAACAGCACAGGAUGGCGUCAAACUUAGAUGCUAUCUCCUUUCUCAAGCCAAAAAAUUACCUUUGGCAGGUGCUACUGAUGUCCCGUUCAGCGGCGGCUUGAACGACGAUGAGUUCGCGGCUACUCGGCCUACGGUGAUCAUGUUUCACGGGAACGGAGGAAACGUUGGUCAUCGUAUACCACUUGCGAAAGUCUUCUACGUCAAGAUGCGCUGCAACGUACUCAUGGUCUCUUAUAGAGGUUACGGCUUGUCCGAGGGAAAUCCUUCAGAGAAAGGCUUGAAGCUCGACGCUCAAGCCGCUCUAGAUUAUGUCAAAUCCCAUCCCGCUUUGUCACAGGGCCCAACUGUUUUGUACGGCCAGUCUAUUGGUGGUGCCGUCUCGAUAGACUUAGCCAGCCGCAAUCCCUCCGCAAUCGAUGCUCUCAUCCUAGAGAAUACCUUUCUUUCGCUUCCUAACCUCAUUCCUUCUGCUCUCCCCGCACUAGGUCCAUUCGCCUUUCUUUGUCAUCAGAAAUGGGAUUCGGCAUCGAAGAUUCACCAAAUACCACACAUGACGCCUGUCCUCAUGCUCAGCGGUACACAAGAUGAGGUGGUUCCAAGGGACCACAUGUUAGGUCUUUGGGAGCUUGUGCAGAAGCGAGACUCGAAGUCUGCCUCGAGUGUCGAGCGCAAACAAAAGCCUUCACCAAGAGGUUCUGUGCCUGCCGUUGCUAUCGAUGUGAGGAGUUCGUCCAAAUUUUUGGAGUUCCCCGAGGGUACACAUAACGACACUUGCGUUCAGCCAGGUUAUUGGGCAGCUGUUGCCGAGUUUAUCGGUGACUUGAUCCAUCACAAGGCUUCCAACUCUGAGUAAACAACUCAGAUUCUACGUCACGAUAGGGUGUGCUUGGGGCUUUAUUGACUUUGUUACGUCUGUUUUCUACAUAACAUUGGAUGGACUAGCAUGUGUAUAUUACAUGGGAAUGGAUAGAUCCGUAAUGGAGACAUUAUAUUACAGCUUUGUGUUACUUGCC